Molecule: messenger RNA, 656 nt
Organism: Thalassophryne amazonica
Lineage: Eukaryota; Metazoa; Chordata; Actinopteri; Batrachoidiformes; Batrachoididae
Gene: thnsl2
Product: threonine synthase-like 2
Exons: 3
Coding region: 100-591 (163 amino acids)
Biological process (GO): dephosphorylation; 2-oxobutyrate biosynthetic process
Molecular function (GO): pyridoxal phosphate binding
Source: RefSeq, a predicted model, not a curated record
AGUGGCUUUUGUACACCUGUGAGAAGUUUACUGGUGCAUUCAGGAGGCUGUGUUCAUUGCUCUUCUUGCUUCAUUUUUGGCCUGUAGAAGCCAUGUAACAUGGAGCGAGUCUUCUGGCUGCUGCUGAACAGAGAUGGAGCUUUAAUAAAGAAUGUAAUGGAGGAAUUUCACCAGCCACGCGGACACAUGCUGUCUGAAAAGCACCGCAGUCGCAGUCUGUUGUCACACAUUUUGUCAACUGGCACAGUGAAGGAUGAUCGGAUCCUGGAGACGAUGAGGAGAUGCUGGGAGGAAAACCAGUAUCUGCUGUGCCCUCAUACUGCUGUGGCUGUGUGGCAUCAUUACAACUGUCCUCACAACCCAGAGCUGAGCAGGUGUUACAUUGCAACUGCAUCUCCAGCCAAGUUUGAGACAGCAGUGCAAAAGGCAGGUCUGACCUUUGAACCCCCGGAGGCCAUACGGGUACUGGACAAAUUGCCAAGCCGUUACCAAAACCUGGAAAGGGGCGCAAACUGGUGCAAAGACUGGGAGCAUCGACUGAAAGAGACCAUCCGAGCUGUUGGCAAAGUCAGGGAAAAAGGAGGCCGUUAAUACAGCUGACAGUCGGACUAUAGGUACUUCAUGCUCCACCACGUAUGUCACUCAGUUAGUGCUUU